AUGAUAAAUAUAGCUACAGACACAAAUAUAGAAGAUAAAGACACAGACAAGAUAGAAGGCAGAGACACAGACAAGAUAGAAGACAGAGACCCAGAGAAGAAAGAAGACAGUGACAAAAACAAGAUAGAAGACAAAGACACAAACAAGAUAGAAUACAAAGACACAGACAAGAUAGAAGGCAGAGACACAGACAAGGUAGAAGACAGAGACCCAGAGAAGAUAGAAGACAGAGACCCAGAGAAGAUAGAAGACAGAGACCCAGAGAAGAUAGAAGACAGAGACCCAGAGAAGAUAGAAGACUUGUCUGAUUUGGUUGGACAAGCCACCUGGGCUAUUCAAAACAAUAAACUUGAUUACGCAUUGGACUUGUUGAAGGAAACUGACGAAAAAGUUCACCAACGUAAUAAACUCAUCCGAAUUGCAGAUACGAGUGAGGGUGGCUGGGAAACGAUGCGCCAAUACGAGAUUAAUCCAGUUGCCAGCGAUAGCGAGGACGAAAACAAAAUAUCUAAGGCAGAAAACAGGGCUUUACGUAAACGUAAACGAAGUCAGCAGAAAAAGUCGUCUACAUCGCAAUCUAAGAAUGCAUUACUUCCAGGGCCUCCUUCUUAUGGUAGGAAUCCUCCACUUCAGUCAUGGGGUACGCAGAAUUCCGCUUCGGCCACCUUCCAGGCAGGGGCAAGUACAUCUAAUUUUCGUCCCUACUCAGGAAAGGUGUAUGGCAGCUGCUUCGCAUGCGGGGAUUUCUCCCACUACAGGAAAGACUGUCCAUACGUGUCAGGCACUUACACCAGGCAGAGGUAUCCAACCGGAACUAAUGAAUUUAUUUUGGAUGUUAUCACAAACGGGUAUAAAAUUCCUUUCUUUUCUUUGCCACCUGCAUAUGAUGGUUUCGGAUGUGAUAAAGAUUUACCUGGUUGCCAAGAUACUGCACUUUCAGUAAAAAAUGAUCUUCUUGAAUCUGGGUUUGUCCCUAAGGCAGAAAAGUCUUUGUGGGUACCAGUGCAAAAUCUUGAGUUUUUGGGGACUGUUCUUGAUUCUACUCUAAACAGUGUUUAUAUACCUGAUAGAAGGGUUCAAAGACGUUGA
Messenger RNA from Ruditapes philippinarum (Manila clam), 1089 nucleotides. Its product is annotated as nipped-B-like protein B. The transcript is spliced from 3 exons. The record is from RefSeq and is a predicted model, not a curated record. Gene Ontology annotation, molecular function: nucleic acid binding; zinc ion binding. NCBI's taxonomy places the organism in Eukaryota, Metazoa, Mollusca, Bivalvia, Venerida, Veneridae. Bases 1 to 1089 code for a protein of 362 amino acids.